AGGGAACGCCUACCGGAAAAGCAGGAGCUUGUGUGUGGGGAAUGGCGGUUCCUACCGGGAUACUGAGCUUUAUACCGUGAGCCCCGCAGGAACCGAGACAUGGCGCCUCUGCUGGCCCUCCUGCUGCUCUUCCUCACGUGGGGGGGGAGCGGCAGUACCACAGUCUCCCUGCCAGAGACGCUGCUCUUUGUCUCCACGCUGGAUGGGAGCCUUCACGCCAUCAGUAAGCGCACUGGCGCCAUCAGGUGGUCCCUGAAAGAAGAUCCAGUCCUGCAAGUUCCGACGCAUGUAGCAGAGCCGGCUUUCCUCCCCGACCCCAACGAUGGCAGCCUCUACACUCUGGGGAGCAAGAACAAGGAAGGGCUGACGAAACUGCCAUUUACAAUCCCAGAGUUGGUCCAGGCCUCUCCCUGCCGGAGCUCAGACGGUGUCUUGUACAUGGGCAAGAAGCAGGACAUUUGGUUCGUCAUUGACCUGGUGACUGGGGAGAAGCAACAGACUCUGACGUCCUCCUUCACCGACAGUCUCUGUCCGUCCACCUCGCUGCUCUACCUGGGCAGGACAGAAUACACCAUCACUAUGUACGACACGAAGAAUAAGGAGCUGCGCUGGAACGCCACGUAUCAUGACUAUGCCGCCACCCUGCCCGACGAGGGCACCGAAUACAAAAUGUCCCACUUUGUGUCCAAUGGGGAUGGCAUGGUGGUGACGGUGGACAGCGAGUCGGGGGACGUGCUGUGGAUACAGAACUACGCGUCGCCAGUGGUGGCACUAUACAUGUGGCAGCGGGACGGCCUGAGGAAGGCGCCACACACCAACGUUGCCGUGGAGACCCUGCGCUAUCUCACCUUCAUGUCCGGCGAGGUCGGCCGCAUCACCAAGUGGAAAUAUCCCUUCCCCAAAGAGACCGAGACCAAGAGCAAACUCAUGCCGACCCUGUACGUGGGCAAAUACUCCGCCAGUCUCUACGCUUCCCCCUCGCUGGUCCAUGAGGGCGUCACCGUGGUGCCCAGGGGGAGGGCAAUCCCGCUGCUGGACGGGCCCCCCGGCACUGACGGGGCCACCAUCGAAGGAGCCGGCGAGUGUGAGUUCACGCCCAGCACAGAUCUGAAGAUCCCAAAGGACAAGCUGAGUUACUGGCGCAACCAAUGGCUGCUCAUAGGGCACCACGAGACCCCAAACUCGGCACCAAGCAAACUCCUCGAGACCUUCCCGGCCUCCCUGCCUCGCUCCCAGGAGAACGUCAUAGAGGCCGGCGCCGAGAAGCCGCGCUUCCCCGAGGGCGUUAUGGGCGUGGCCAAUGAGGCGUCUGAGGAUUUCGGCGCCUCCUACUCGCAGGAUCUGACUGACAUUUCCCGACCGGUCCCUCCCAAGCCAGAAGCUCCCGUGGACUCAAUGCUCAAGGAUAUGGCCACCAUUAUAUUCUGCACCUUCCUACUGGCCGGCUGGGUGGCCUUUGUCAUCACAUACCCAAAGACAGUACAGCAGCAGCAGCAGUUGCAGCACCAGCAGUUCCAGAAGCAGUUGGAAGAGAAGAUUCAGCUGCUGCAGAUGCAGAAUGUUCUGUUCCAGUCUCCGGCAGAUUUGCCCCCAGAUGGAGAUUAUCUGGAUAUCCCUGGGGGGCAGGGGGAAGGCUCUGCUGUCAGCUCCCCCAAUGUCUCCCCAAAAGCUUCCAACCACUCUGUGUGUUCCAACAUGUCGGCAUCAGAGGGCGCCAGUGUCAUCUCCACGGAGCAGGAGGAUGCAGGUGAGGAGGGGCACGUGACUGUGGGGAAGAUCUCAUUUAAUCCGAGGGAAGUUCUGGGCCACGGAGCCGAGGGGACCAUCGUGUACAGGGGGCACUUUGAUAGCCGGGAUGUGGCGGUGAAGAGAAUUCUCCCAGAAUGCUUCAGUUUCGCAGACCGGGAGGUGCAGCUGCUGCGCGAGUCGGACGAGCACCCCAACGUCAUUCGCUAUUUCUGCACCGAGAGGGACCGCCAGUUCCAGUACAUCGCCAUCGAGCUGUGCGCCGCCACCCUGCAGCAGUAUGUAGAGGAGAAGGACUUUGAUGGACAUGGCUUGGAGCCAAUCAUGUUGCUGGAGCAGACGAUUUCAGGACUCGCCUACCUGCAUUCACUCAACAUCGUGCACCGGGACCUGAAGCCGCACAACAUCCUGAUCUCCAUGCCCAGUGCCCAUGGGAGGGUGAAGGCCCUGAUCUCGGACUUCGGGCUCUGCAAGAAGUUGGCCGCGGGGAGGAGCAGCUUCAGCCGCAGGUCGGGGGUCCCGGGGACGGAGGGCUGGAUCGCCCCAGAAAUGCUGAGUGAAGACAGUAAGGAGAAUCCGACCUACACAGUCGAUAUCUUCUCCGCUGGCUGCGUCUUUUACUACGUCGUAUCCGAAGGGAAACACCCGUUUGGCAGGUCCCUGCAGCGGCAAGCCAACAUCCUGCUAGGCACGUACACCCUCGACUGCCUGGACUUGGGCACCCACGAGGGCCUCGUUGCCCACCAGCUGAUUGAGCAAAUGAUAAACAAGGACCCCCAGAGACGCCCCUCUGCCCCCGCUGUACUCAAGCACCCGUUCUUCUGGGGUCUGGAUAAACAGCUUCAGUUCUUCCAGGACGUGAGUGACCGGAUAGAGAAGGAGGCGCUGGAUGGGCCCCUAGUGACGCAGCUGGAGAGAGGGGGCCGGUCGGUGGUCCGAAUGGACUGGAAGCAGCACAUCACUGUCCCACUGCAAACAGAUCUAAGGAAAUUCCGCAGCUAUAAAGGGAAUUCCGUGCGGGACCUGCUCCGGGCCUUGCGCAAUAAGAAACAUCACUACCGGGAGCUGCCGGCCGAGGUGCAGGAGACGCUGGGGGGGGUCCCGGAUGAGUUUGUCGGUUACUUCACGUCGCGCUUCCCUGCCCUGCUGUGGCACACCUACCUUGCCAUGCACACCUGUGCCCACGAGAGACUCUUCCAGCCGUACUAUCACUGCCCGCCGGCAGCGUUCUGCCCCGACGUGGCUUGAGAGGGCACCGCGUGGCAUGUGGUGGAAUAGAGUGGGGCAGAAGCAAGGGCCUUGCCCAAUGUGCCCCAAGUAUUGACUUGGUGCCAGGCUGGAUGCCCAGGCUUUUGUGUUAGUGCUUGGCACCUUCCUGGCAGCACCCGAGGAAAAGUGACUCUCUAUAUUGUUGCACUAGGGCAUCACCUGCCCGUGGGUUUGAGUCUGACUGCUGGUAUCCCUGGCACUGCAGUGGGUCUGUGCCCGCCUGGCAGGGGGGUGGGUUAAAGUCUGGCUGUGCCCACUCUGACUGCUGGUAUCCCUGGCACUGCAGUGGGUCUGUGCCCACCUGGCCAGGGGUGUGUGUUUGAGUCUGGCUGUGUCCACUCUGACUGCUGGUAUCCCUGGCACUGCAGUGGGUCUGUGCCCGCCUGGCAGGGGGUGGGUUUGAGUCUGGCUGUGCCCACUCUGACUGCUGGUAUCCCUGGCACUGCAGUGGGUCUGUGCCCGCCUGGCAGGGGGUGGGUUUGAGUCUGGCUGUGCCCACUCUGACUGCUGGUAUCCCUGGCACUGCAGUGGGUCUGUGCCUGCCUGGCAGGGGGUGGGUUUGAAUCUGGCUGUGCCCACUCUGACUGCUGGUAUCCCUGGCACUGCAGUGGUUCUGUGCCUGCCUGGCAGGGGGUGGGUUUGAGUCUGGCUGUGCCCACUCUGACUGCUGGUAUCCCUGGCACUGCAGUGGGUCUGUGCCUGCCUGGCAGGGGGUGGGUUUGAGUCUGGCUGUGCCCACUCUGACUGCUGGUAUCCCUGGCACUGCAGUGGGUCUGUGCCCGCCUGGCAGGGGGUGGGUUUGAGUCUGGCUGUGCCCACUCUGACUGCUGGUAUCCCUGGCACUGCAGUGGGUCUGUGCCUGCCUGGCAGGGGGUGGGUUUGAGUCUGGCUGUGCCCACUCUGACUGCUGGUAUCCCUGGCACUGCAGUGGGUCUGUGCCCGCCUGGCAGGGGGUGUGUUUGAGUCUGGCUGUGCCCAUUCUGACUGCUGGUAUCCCUGGCACUGCAGUGGGUCUGUGCCCACCUGGCAGGGGGGUGGAGUUUUUUUUAAUGUUUUUAACUUAUGGUUCCCAGUAUUUGCCCUUUCCCUGGGCACCCAGGGGCAAGACUGUGACACUGGGGUGGGGGAGGGGGUGGAUUCAGUUGCCCCUCCCCUGGGAACUGUGUAUGAAGUAUUUGCCCCCUGGGACCGUUGUGUUUCUGGGUACUUGGG
Molecule: messenger RNA, 4227 nt
Organism: Xenopus tropicalis (tropical clawed frog)
Lineage: Eukaryota; Metazoa; Chordata; Amphibia; Anura; Pipidae
Gene: ern1
Product: endoplasmic reticulum to nucleus signaling 1
Exons: 22
Coding region: 100-2994 (964 amino acids)
Biological process (GO): mRNA processing; endoplasmic reticulum unfolded protein response; positive regulation of JNK cascade
Cellular component (GO): endoplasmic reticulum membrane; protein-containing complex
Molecular function (GO): kinase activity; transferase activity; protein homodimerization activity
Source: RefSeq, a predicted model, not a curated record